ACAGGCUUUUGUGACUUAGUAUGGCACACAAGCCCAGAACUGUGAGAGAAAACAACUUCUAAAAUCUAAAAUUCCUCGUUGCUCUUUUGUAACAGAGAUCUCGCGAGAUUACAGGCUAAUACUGUUGGCACUGGGUGUAUUUAUUUUGCUCCUUCUGCAAGUCGUCCAGUGAAGCAGAGGGAAGGUAGCAGAAGUGAUGGGUCUAAUAUCUUUAAGUGUCGGACCUUUAAGGAACCGGGUCCGGACGCUUCGGUCGUGGAGCAGAGACCUAUCUACAUUCUCGGCCGCUUUUCGUAACACUGGAGUUCUCGCCCCGAAGUCGUCACUGGUCCAAAAGAGAUUUGGUUUAUAUCAACAGAGUUUUCAACUCGCUCGGCUCCUGAGCUCGAACAAACCACCAAGAGGUUUUGAAAAGUUUUUCCCAAAGAGUGAAGAAAGGUCUGAAGUCAACAAAUCAGCUAAAGAAAACACCAAAGAGCAAGAAUCUCUUGUAAGUGAAAGGCAGGACCCAAGUGAUGAUGGGGACGAAAGAAGAAGAGGAGAAAAGAAAGAUGAAUGGUAUUCAUGGACACGUUUUCAGGAGGAUUUUCCCUUUGAUGCAAAAGCAGUUCGCAACUUUGCAAUCGCCGCAGCAGGCAUGACCUCAGCUUUUUUAUACUUCUACUUCCGAGAGACGGGGGUCCAGAUCUCCUGGAAGGACUUUGUGCAGUACUACUUGAACAGAGGCUUGGUUGAUCACCUGGAAGUUGUCAAUAAACAAUAUGUCAAAGUGAUUCCUGCCCGUGGGAUUAACUCAUCAGAAGUGAGCUAUUUGUGGUUCAACAUUGGCAGUGUUGAGUCAUUUGAGCAUAACCUGGAGAUGGCCCAGAAAGAGAUGGGCGUGGAGCCCACACAGAAAGUACCUGUGUUCUUUAGCAGUGAAAGUGAUGGGAAUCUGCUUUUCUCUGUUCUCCCAACAUUACUGCUGGUGGGCUUUUUACUUUUUGCCUUGCGGCAGGGACCAAUGGCAGGAGGCCGUGGAGGUAUGGGGCGAGGAAACCCCUUUAGCAUGAGCGAAUCCAAAGCCAAGGUCAUAAAGGACAACAUCAGUAUUCGAUUUAAGGACGUUGCAGGCUGUGAGGAGGCCAAACUGGAGGUUUUGGAGUUUGUAAACUACUUGAAGAACCCUCAAAAGUACCAGGACCUUGGAGCCAAGAUCCCAAAGGGUGCAGUGUUAUCGGGCCCUCCUGGUACUGGCAAAACCUUGCUGGCUAAGGCCACUGCAGGAGAAGCCGACGUCCCCUUCAUCACUGUCAACGGCUCAGAAUUCCAGGAAAUGUUUGUGGGAGUGGGCCCAGCGAGGAUAAGAGAUAUGUUUGCCACAGCACGCAAAAAUGCCCCCUGCAUCCUUUUCAUUGAUGAGAUCGAUGCAGUGGGCAGAAAAAGAGGUGGAGGGAACUUUGGCAACCAGAGUGAGCAGGAAAACACCCUGAACCAGCUGCUUGUGGAAAUGGAUGGGUUCAACAGUAGCACUAAUGUGGUUGUUUUAGCGGGGACCAAUCGAGCCGAUAUACUGGAUCCAGCUUUGAUGAGGCCAGGGCGAUUUGAUCGACAUAUAUACAUAGGUCCACCAGAUAUUAAAGGCAGGGCCUCCAUCUUCAAGGUGCAUUUAAGACCUUUAAAGCUGGACCCCAGUAUAGAAGUCAAGGCUUUGGCCAGAAAGCUAGCUGCACUAACUCCAGGUUUUACUGGGGCUGAUAUUGCUAAUGUGUGUAAUGAAGCUGCUCUAAUUGCUGCACGUCACCUCCACCAACAUAUCAGCACUAAGCACUUUGAACAGGCUGUGGACAGAGUUAUCGGGGGUUUGGAGAAAAAGUCUCAGGUGCUGCAGCUUCCAGAGAAGACCACUGUGGCGUACCAUGAGGCAGGACACGCUGUGGUGGGCUGGUUUCUUGAACAUGCAGACCCUCUGCUUAAGGUGUCCAUUGUUCCCAGAGGGAAAGGUCUAGGUUAUGCCCAGUAUCUGCCGAAAGAACAGUACCUGUUUAAUCGGGAGCAGCUGUUUGACAGAAUGUGCAUGAUGCUGGGAGGUCGUGUGGCUGAGCAGGUUUUUUUCCGCAGAAUCACUACUGGGGCUCAGGAUGACCUCAGGAAAGUCACUCAGUCUGCCUAUGCUCAGGUUGUAGAGUUUGGAAUGAGUGAGGCUGUGGGUCAGGUGUCCUUUAACCUCCCUCAGCAGGGAGAUAUUGUCACAGAGAAACCCUUCAGUGAGUCUACAGCCCAGCUUAUAGACCAGGAGGUCCGCUUGCUUAUAGAUACUGCCUUCCAGCGGACACUGAAGCUCGUCACCGAUAAGAGAGAGAUGGUGGAGAAGGUGGCAAAGCGUCUUCUAGAAAAGGAGAUUCUAGACAGAGCCGACAUGGUGGAGCUGCUAGGAACCCGUCCCUUUCAGGAGAAGACGUCAUAUGAUGAGUUUGUUGAAGUGUUGGGGGAAUUUGAGGAGGACACAUCUCUACCUGUAGGGCUGAAGGACUGGAACAAGAAUAACAGUGAGGACCAGCAAAAGAAAUCAUCCCUUUACCUGUAGGUGGACAUGGAGCCUCUAGGAAAAUAUCUGCCUGAAUUCAAGUGAAUUUCAAAGAAGGUGCAGAGCCAUCUAGUCCAGACUGCUGCCUGUCGGGGCUUUGAACAAAAACCUCCCACAAGAGGAGGGAUAGAAAUUUGUUGCAUGGGUCUUAAAAAGGUUAAAGUGGCAGUAACCAAGGUUUCUGUGCAGAGUUCAGUUUGUGGAUUACAUUUUACUGGAGACGCCUCAUGUCCACAAUCUAGUGCCGCCUGACACCUUAAUGACACCAGGGCUGAAACUAAGGUUUGUUGUAUUAUUGAUUGAUCUACCUAAUAUUUACGGUUCUUUAGUUUUUUAGUCACAGUGAAUAUCCAAAAGUAAAGUGAUGUGCAUCACAUUUUCCCAAGUUCUUAAGUGACAACUCUUAAGAUGUCUUCCUUUGUCCGACCAACGCCUAAAUCUUCUUCAUUUACCAUCAUCAUCAUCAGAACACAGCAAAUCGUCAGACACAGAAAUCUGUAAAUCUUUGCUGACAUUUUGCUUGAUGACUGAAAUGAUGAAUCGAUCAUCAAAAUAGUUUGCAAAUAUUGAGUAAUGAUUGAUUAAAUGUGAAGCGGGUUUAGCUCUAAGUGACACAGAAGGUCACGUCACCAAAUAAGCUAUUAUCAGUAGAGUUAUCAUAGGAUAUGAGUUUUAUUCUCAGGGUUAUUUUAGAGAUGAUCAUACAGCUAUAAAUAUAUGAACAGCUCCAGUAUCUGCCACCACUUCAUUCUUUAGUGAGUGAAUAUUAUAAAGGAGUUUUCCAAGAUUAUGGAAACCAUGUUGUGUACUUUGACCGUACGUAUCACACAGACAGUCAGAAAGCGUUCUUCACUCUGUACUAUGAAGACUUUCUUACAUUUCAUGGGUGAUGUAUCUCACCCUAAACACAUGAAUACAUUCUUUAUAUCGUCGUAGUUUUCCAGUGAACUCCAAUCUUCCUCGACUUGGUUUCUUAUAAAUAUAAAUCAGUACAGGCAGCUGUUACAACUCAGUGUUUGUGAGUUGUAACCUGGAUAUAUGAUCAAUGUUACAGAUAGAACAGGAUCACAUGUACUGUAGGUUGUUUAGUCGGCUUGUUUCCCACAGCAACACAAGUCAGUUCUGACGUGUUUACUAUGAAACAGAUUUUUAACGCUUCACUCACUCACACUACCUCACAGUCUCUCUUAACCGCCUUUCUUUUUUUACCUGUUUAUGAUAUAAAACAACUUCCAGGCUGAGCCUUUCCGUGCUUUACUGUAUUUCAUGUUGAUAAGUAAGGGCUUCAAAUAAAGGGAGGAUUAUUAUGGGUUUUCUUGAAUCUUAUAAUUUAGAAACAUGAAAUAAAAAAUCCUGAUAUUCAGGAACUCAUUCUUUCAGCCAGUUGUGGCUUAUAUUUGAGUUUGUCCCCUGAUUGUGAGCCAAGAAAGCUACGCUAAAUACCUGCUAACGUAGCAUGCUCAUCUCAUGUGUAUGAGAACCACUCCUAGGAAGGUUUCUUACUCGGCUUUCAUGAUGUCAGUGGUCUCUUAAGGGUCAACACUGUAUCUCCUAUGCUGAGUAAACCGGUGGAAUAUAAAAAUGUACUUGAACUAUUAAUUCCUUGCUGUCUGACUGGAAUCAAGUUUUCAUCUUGAUAGACCUGCCCAGCUGAAACCUCCAGAUUAAAAAAACAAGAAAUAAAAAGCAGGCUGGUUCUUUAUUAUGAUAUUGUGUGUUGUGUGUGCUUAACAAUUCACUCUUUAUUGGUGUUGUUUGAUGAAUUUUUCUUUUUAAUGAAGUAAUGAAUGUUCACUUUACAUUGAUCUAAAGAUAAAGAAUGGCACGUCUAAAGUGAUGCUGUUGCAGUACAGAACAUUAUUAAAGUGUUUUUAUACCACACUG
Messenger RNA from Labrus bergylta (ballan wrasse), 4450 nucleotides. RefSeq names its product mitochondrial inner membrane m-AAA protease component AFG3L1. Gene Ontology annotation, biological process: mitochondrial protein processing. Gene Ontology annotation, cellular component: membrane; m-AAA complex. Gene Ontology annotation, molecular function: ATP hydrolysis activity; ATP binding; ATP-dependent peptidase activity. The record is from RefSeq and is a predicted model, not a curated record. Lineage: Eukaryota; Metazoa; Chordata; Actinopteri; Labriformes; Labridae.